Messenger RNA from Erigeron canadensis, 3194 nucleotides. RefSeq lists its product as uncharacterized. The record is from RefSeq and is a predicted model, not a curated record. The transcript is spliced from 3 exons. The coding region runs from base 574 to 2889 and encodes 771 amino acids. NCBI's taxonomy places the organism in Eukaryota, Viridiplantae, Streptophyta, Magnoliopsida, Asterales, Asteraceae. Gene Ontology annotation, molecular function: protein binding; zinc ion binding.
GUGUUAUAUAUAAAGUUGCUUAGUAAUUUGUUUGUAUACACAUUAUGUAUAAGAUAUGGUAUGAAAUUUGGGUUCUUUUGCUUCAUCUUAAUGAGUCGAGUAAUGUUAUUAUUAGUAACAUUAUGUCUUUUUCGUUGUUUUAGUAUGUGUUUUGUUGUUUUGAAUUUUCAUUAUGUGUUGCUAAUGUAAACAUAGAGGUGUCCUUGUUCAGGGUACCCCGGGGAAAGUCAAGCCCUUUGCUUUGAUUUAUGUGGCCUAAGCGGUAUUUCCGUGGCCAUUUUCUCUCGCCAUUCCAAGAUGUAAAUUUACCCGGCUAGGAGGUGCCGGUCUGCGUAGGGGGAAAACACGUCUUCUUGGAGACAUUUGGGACCCUCACUACUAGGCCACCUUGGCAAUGGUUCUGUUUAUAUUGAUUUAUAGUUGUGUGAUUCUGAUAUAUUAUUAUGUGUUUCAAUAACAUGAGUGUAUUUUUUUCAGUUAUACUCACGUAUUUGGUGUGUAUAUUGAGGUCAACUGUGAAUUUUUUUGUUUCAGUAACCAUUAUCAACGUUUAAUAUCUUUAAAGUUACAGAAAUGGCAAUAGUUUCAUCAAAGAAGAUGAUAGCAAUUUGCCAAUAUGGAGGUGAUUUUGACACUUAUGAUGAUGGAUCUAUGAAUUAUAUUGGUGGGGAGGCGUAUGCUGUUGAUCUUGAUGAGAAUAUGCAGUUGAGUGGUUUCAAGCAAGAGAUAGCUGAAACUAUCGAUUCGACUGUUGAUGGGAUGAUAAUUAAGUACUUCUUGCCUGGGAACAAAAAGAAUCUCAUCACGGUAUCAAAAGAUAAGGACUUUCAACGAAUGGUGAAUUACUACAAAGAAGCUGAUCAGCUUGAGGUUUUUAUUAUGAAAGAAGCCCCUCCCGGUAAAAAUACCAAGAAAAAGCAGCCUGCCCGUAGGCCACAGAAGACACCACCAAAGCCGGAAUCGGCAGCAAUCGUCCCAACUACCCUUGCUGCUGACCCGAACCCCAUUUCAACUAAUGCAAUGGCUCUUAGUGAAACUGUUGAUAUUGAAACAACUAAUGAUAUCACUCCAGCUCCUGUUCCAAUUUCUUCCAAUAACCCGUUUCAAAUGGCCGUCAUGGAUAAUGAACGUAUAGCCGCAAAACAGUGGGAAAAUCUCAUAACUGGUGUAGGCCAAAGAUUCCACUCCCUGGCAGAAUUCCGGGAGGCCCUGAGGAAGUACUCAAUUGCACAUGCUUUUAACUUUGUUUAUAAAAAGAAUGAGAACCAACGAGUAACUGUGAAAUGUAAAGCCGAAGGUUGUCCAUGGCGAAUCCAUGCAUCAAAACUGUCCACCACUCAGUUAGUAUGUAUAAAGACAAUGAGACCGCUUCAUAAUUGCCAAGGAGUCACUUCAAAAGCUCCAUUUCGGGCCAAAAGAAGUUGGGUCGGAAAUCUCAUUAAAGAAAAAGUAAAAGAAUCUCCUAAAAUUAAGCCUAAAGACAUUGCAGUUGAACUUAAGCGGGAUUAUGGGAUUGAUUUGAAUUAUUCACAAGCAAGGCGUGCCAAGGAAUAUGCAAGAGAACAGCUGUUGGGAUCAUAUAAAGAUGCAUAUAGCGAGUUACCAUUCUUUUGUGAGAAAAUAAUGGAGACGAAUCCUGGAAGUCUUGCUACUUUUAGUACAAAAGAUGAUUCUAGCUUUCACCGACUGUUUGUGUGUUUUCAUGCUUCGAUAUCGGGUUUCUUACAAGGUUGCCGACCCCUUCUAUUUUUAGAUAGUACACCGUUAAAUUCCCGUUAUCAAGGCAUGCUAUUGACUGCAACUGCAGCCGACGGUGAUGAUGGUGCGUUUCCAGUAGCGUUUGCAGUUGUUGACGAGGAAAAUGACGAUAAUUGGCAUUGGUUUUUAACUCAACUUAAAAUGGUUGUCUCAACACCUGGCCAAAUUACAUUUGUUGCUGAUUUUCAAAAGGGUAUUAGAGAAUCUUUACGGGAAAUAUUUGGCGGGGAGUGUUAUCAUGCUUACUGUCUCGGGUAUUUAGCAGAAAAACUGAAUAAAGAUCUAAAGGGUCAUUUCUCACAUGAUGCUAGAAGGUUAAUGGUUGAAGAUCUUUAUGCAGCUGCACAUGCACCGAAACUUGAAGCUUUUGAAAAGUGUACUGAAGACAUUAAAGCCAUCUCUCCCGAAGCUUACAAUUGGGUCAUAAGAAGUGAGCCCGAGCACUGGGCUAACACGUUUUUUGGUGGGUUGAGGUAUAAUCAUAUGACAUCUAAUUUCGGACAUCUUUUUUAUGCAUGGGUGUCUGAAGCGAAUGAGCUACCGAUAACCCAAAUGAUUGAUGACUUAAGGGGUAAGAUGAUGCAGUUAAUUUACACACGAAGAGUUGAAUCGAGUCAAUGGAUGACUCGGUUAACACCUUCCAUGGAAGAAAAGCUAAAAAAUGAGAUCAUAAAGGCUCGAUCAGUACAAGUUUUGAGAUCACAAGGAAGUAAAUUUGAGGUUAGAUAUGGUGAGACGGUUGAUGUAGUUGAUAUUGAGAACUGGGAUUGUCAAUGUAAAGGGUGGUUGCUAACAGGUCUGCCUUGUUGCCAUGCUAUUGCUGUGCUGGAAUCAUAUGGGAGGAGCCCGUAUGACCAUUGCUCUAGAUACUUUCAUGUUGAGACUUAUCAGUUGACUUAUGCCGACUCAAUCAACCCUAUACCGAACGUUGAAAGGCUAGUAGAUAGUGAGACCGAAGAUGGUUCGGUUCUUGUCACCCCUCCACCCACUAUGAGGGCACCAGGCAGGACCAAGAUAAGGAAGGUUGCACCAGGUCGGAUUGGACCCUCUGACUUCCUGAAGCGCCAACUCCAAUGUGGGAAGUGUAAAGGGCUUGGUCACAAUAAACGAUCGUGCAAGGAGAUUGAUUAGUAUGCAUGCUGCUAAUGUUCAAAGAUAAUAAAGAGGAUGGAAGUCAAUGCAAAAGUUUGGAUUUAGGAUUCUUGAUUGCAAUUUCUAUCUUAGCUUGGUUUUUUUUUUUUUUUUUUGUCUGAUGUAAAUGCUGAUGGUAAUUUCAUUAGCGCGGGAUUUGCUUCUGGUAAAGAUAUUUUUAUUACAGAUCAGUUUAGGAUAUGGAUGGUUGGUGUUAUGACUGGUCUAUGUAGGGAGGUUUUAGCUUUGAACAAUCUUACAGUUUAUGCACAGUUUUAGUUUUUGGGUGAGCCCAUUUUGUUCUC